UUUAAUGGAAACACUUCAAGAAACUUUCCUAAUCGAUCAAACGUCAUCUAUCCGUUGUCUAUGGUAUUUAUUUAUAUUUUUGUGCAGUUGGCAGCAGUGUCGAAAUAGCAGAGGACGGGGAAACAUAACGGGUCUCGUUCAUCCUGCUUUUUUUAUCAAUUUACAAGUCGAUGAGCUUAUUAUCGUGGUCUGUUUGUGUAAAAACGUAAUCGGUAAAUAUUAAUAAGUGUUUAGCGUUAAUAUUUCAGUGCCGGGAGCGUUUCGUAGUGAGUGAAAUCGUAUUACAAGUGAUCGUCCAUGAUGGCGGAGUGUUAUAUGGAAAUGUUUGUUUAGGAUUAUAAAUCCGUCGUGUUUUCGUCCGUAAUGACAUUAUUAAACGAGGCAGCAUGGGGCGGCACAGCACGGUGAUGCCGGGCUGAUGAGCCUCCUCUGCUGCCGCCGCCACCGCGCGCGCACAGACAUGGGCGCCGCGCUCUCGCUGCAUCCCCAGGAGGGCGAGGGCUGCGACGGCGCCGGCGCGCCGGCCGCGGCCGCACCACCCACCAUGGCUGACGUCAUACGGGAGAGGAAGAAGAAGGCGGGUGGUGCGGGGCUCGGCACGCUGCGGCGCCGCAUCGCCGCCGCCGCGCGGCGCCCGCGCGACCGCCCCGACAGAGGAUGCGAGCACGCGCGCUUCAUCCGCGGCGUGGUGAGCUCGUGGCGCCUGGCGGAGGUGUUCCUGCUGUGCGAGGAGCUGGAGGCCGGGGCUGCGCUGCGGGACCUGGUGACCCAGGCGGAGCUCGCCCGGGAGCCCGCGCCGGCACUGCACGCCCAGCUGCACGCGCUGCAGCACGACAGGCGCUGGUGCGACGUGGAGCUGGUCGGCUCCGGCUGGGUGUUGCCGGCGCAUCGCGCGCUACUAGCGGCCCGGUGCAGCUACUUCAGGGAGCUGCUGCUACACUACCCCAGUGGUCCGUGCCGCGUCCCCCUGGAGGGCGCGAUGGCGGAGCUCCCGCGCGGGGACGCGGCGGCGCUCGUCGCGGCGCUGUACGCCGGCCCCCACGCCCUGCACUACGGCGACACGAGGCACGACACCCAUUGCGAGCGCGGCUUCAGCUCGGACGGUAACCUGGACAUCAUCAAUGUGGAGAGCGGCGGAUCGUGUUCGUGCUCGCUGGGCUCGGCCGGCAGCGUGCGGCGGCUGGCCGAGCGGCUCGGCGCGAGGCUGGACGACCUGCACCGGGACAUGCGAUACCUGCUCGAUUCUGGCGAGUACGCGGACGCUCGGCUGGUGUUCGCGGCUGAAGGGGGCGCAGCCUUCGGGUUCCGGUGCGCGCUGGAGCUGCCCUGCCACCGCGUCGUACUGGCGGCUAGGAGUCGCUUCUUCAGGAGCGUGAUGUCGCGGCGCACGGCGGGCGGCGCGGUGUGCGUGGACGAGAAGGUGCUGCCGCGACGGUUCGCCCGCGCUCUGCUGCACGCAGCCUACACUGAUCAGGUUGAUCUAACAUUGAUCGGUCGCGGCUCCAACUCGCCGACGAACACCAUCAGUAGUGCAGCGGGUGGUCAGGCGUGGGCGGGGGUGGGGCGCGGAGGGGGGCGGACGGGCGCGCCCUCCACCGGCAUGCUGGACGACGCCGCGCAGCUCUACGAGAUCGCCAGGUUCUUGGAGAUGCCGAUAGUAGCCCAGGGGUGCGAGGACGCCAUAGUGUCGGCUCUGUGCCCUGAAAGUCUACCACACGUCCUGCGGUGGACUGCCACGCCUGUCGCUAGUCAAUGGGUGCAUAGACAAGCGAUGCGCUACCUCCGCGACGAGUUCCCGACCAUCAUGUCGCACGCCGCCGCCGCUAAGCUACCGCGCACCGCGCUAGCGGCCGCGCUCGCCUCGCCCUUCACGCAGUGCAGCGAGGCGCAAGCACUGAGGGCCUUGCUCCGGCUAGCCGAGCGAGCUAAACAAGCUGAACCGGCUUUAGUAUGGAGUGCAGGAGGCUCCCGACGACGGAGGUCGUUACCUGACGCGGCGCUGUGCGGAGCCCUGGGGUCUCUAGCGGCUCACGUCCGCACCGAGCAUCUAGGAACCGCACCGCUCGCACCGCAGCUGCACCAGGCCAUACGGAGAGGUAUCGUGCCGCCCUCGGCGCCGGCGGUAGAGGGCGCUCGAGCGGCCGACGCGUGGCUCGGGCGCGGCGCCUACCGCCCGCCGCGGUACUUCCUGCCCUACCUGGACGAGCUCAAGGCGUUACUAGAAGACCAGGCGGUGCCGGAGGCGGAGGUAGCGAGAAUUCGGCGCUCGAGGUAUCUUCACCGGAUACCGGACACCCUGUAUAUGGUGGCGGCCGAGCGCGGCGGCGUCCCCAACGCGCCCUCCCCCACCUCGUGCGCCGCCGAGAGCGCGUGCGUCUCACCGCGCGUGCUGGCGGCUCUACGUGCGAGAGUGAGAGAGCUGCGCGCCUCUGUCCCCGCCGCGAGGGCGCUAGCGUUGCAGGCUAGCGACAGGAAGGCGUGCAGUCUACAGAUCGCGCUGCGCGCCGUGCGGGAGAUCUCUCUGCCCGACUCGUGCGCCGAGCUGCUGCUGGCCGAACCCGACAGCGAACCCGAAACCAGCGAUAGGGAGCACGGGUGGGAGUCCCCCGGGGCGGAGCGCGAGCCGUGGCCCGACCCCGACUGCUGCAGAGCGACGGGCUCGCUGCGCUGCGCGUCAGCCGGCAGCCUGCGCGGACACGGCGCUGAACACCGCGGCACACAAGAUCGUGCGGGCACGUGUCGACGGGAGCCGUCGCGGCUGGAUGCGCAGCACAGGCGGUGGGAAGGUGCGGACGGUCUGUCGGCCGCGGUGCCCGACGUGGCGAUGGCGCCCAACGGCAACACGCACCUGCUCACGGCGAGGGACCUGGCGCGUCUACCGCACAAAGAGUACGGCGUGCUACAGUUGGACUUGGGAGACGGUGCCACACAUACUCCCCGACCCGGCUCCCGCGCCGCGCGCGCCUCGCGCCCCGCGCACCCCGCGCACCCCGCGCACCCCGCGCACCCCGCGCACCCCGCGCACAGAGACGCCUCGCAGUCGAGCUCCCGCCGGAGCGACGAGGACGAGCUCCGCGCCGCCAUCGAACUGUCCGUCAUGAGGGCUUACUCGUCGUUCGGUUGCCGCGCGCGCUCGGGCCCCUCGGGGUCCAUCCCCCCGCCCCCCGCGCCCUCCGCCCCCGCGCCCCCCCUCGGGCCCCUCGCGCCCCCCGCGCCCCCCGAGGGCAGCUCGCGCUCCCGGGGCUCCCCGUCGCCCUCCAACAGCGCGCACCUGUCGGCACCCAGGCAGGACCCGGCAGCCACCGCUGACCCCCCACGACGCCCGGACCCUCGUUGCUCGGCGUCGGCGGCGCUGUCCCGGAGCGCGCGCACGCCCUCCCCCUCCCCCUCCCCCUCCCCGCGCCGUGCGCGCGCGCUGUACCGGCCCCAGCCUGCGCACGCGCACCAGCACGCGCACGCGCACGCGCACGCGCACGCGCACGGAAGCCACGCCGCGCACCAGACGCACGACUACAGGUACUAA
Cydia strobilella is the source of this 3523-nucleotide messenger RNA. RefSeq names its product BTB/POZ domain-containing protein 7. Gene Ontology annotation, molecular function: protein binding. The record is from RefSeq and is a predicted model, not a curated record. Gene Ontology annotation, biological process: morphogenesis of a branching epithelium. The transcript has 29 exons. The coding region runs from base 419 to 3523 and encodes 1034 amino acids. Lineage: Eukaryota; Metazoa; Arthropoda; Insecta; Lepidoptera; Tortricidae.